Messenger RNA from Ficedula albicollis (Collared flycatcher), 300 nucleotides. Its product is annotated as protein FAM63B-like. Lineage: Eukaryota; Metazoa; Chordata; Aves; Passeriformes; Muscicapidae. The transcript is spliced from 2 exons. Gene Ontology annotation, biological process: protein K48-linked deubiquitination. Gene Ontology annotation, cellular component: cell periphery; cytosol. Gene Ontology annotation, molecular function: cysteine-type carboxypeptidase activity; cysteine-type deubiquitinase activity; K48-linked deubiquitinase activity. The record is from RefSeq and is a predicted model, not a curated record. The annotation marks the transcript as partial.
GGGGAGGAGUCCCGCAGCCUGGACUCGCUGGAGUCCUUCUCCAACCUGCACUCCUGCUGCCCGAGCAGCUCCGAGCUCAACAGCGACGCCGACGAGGCCGUGGUGGCCGGGGCCUCCUCGGGGGGCCCGGCCCCGGAGCCCGAAGGGGACAGGCCGGCGGCGGGCUCGCAGCUCCUCUCCGCUUCCAAGGAGCGCUUCCCGGGGCAGUCGGUCUAUCACAUCAAGUGGGUCCGCUGGAAGGAGGAGAACACGCCCGUCAUCACCCAGAACGAGAACGGCCCCUGCCCGUUGCUGGCCAUC